AGCUUGACGUAUGAAGAAGAAGACGAAGAAAUAUGGCUUCGGCUAAUGCUAACUAGCUGCUAGUGUUGGAAAAAAUGUUGCGUUUUUGAUUUCUUUGUCUUACUUAUCCUCCAGACGAGGCUCAAUCGGGAGUCUCGUCCGACGGCCUAAAGACUCGGGGAGGAAAUAAGCCUCAUUGUGUGUUUUUAGAGGUAUUUAGUGAGAACUUUGUCUGGAAGUGGUGUGUGUUUGUCUGCUCCUGUCAGCUGUCCGUCUGUUAAACGUCAGUUCAGUGAUUGUAGGAAACCACAGACAUGGCAGCUCCUGUAAAUGUCCAGACUCCAAGCAAGACCUGGGAGCUGAGUCUUUAUGAGCUGCACAGGAGCCCUCAGGAGGCCAUCGUUGAUGGGACUGAGGUGGCUGUGUCUCCUCGCUCGCUGCACAGUGAGCUGAUGUGUCCCAUCUGUCUGGACAUGCUGAAGAACACAAUGACCACCAAAGAGUGUCUGCAUCGCUUUUGUUCCGACUGUAUUGUCACCGCACUGCGAUCUGGGAACAAGGAGUGCCCAACCUGUAGGAAGAAACUGGUUUCCAGACGUUCACUGCGCAGAGACUCAAACUUUGACGCGCUCAUCUCAAAGAUCUACCCUAGUCGUGACGAGUAUGAGGCCCAUCAGCGGACCGUCCUCGAAAGGCUCAACAGGCUGCACAACAAGGAAGCGCUGAGCUCCAGCAUUGAGGAGGGUCUCCGCCAACAGGCCCGCUACAGGUCCGAGAGGAAUCACAGAGUAAAGAAGCCUACUCAAGAGAGCGACAACACCACCUUCAGCGGUGGGGAGGAUAAUGGUGACUCCCGCUCACACCUGUCCCAUGACUCUGCCCCCUCAAACACUCUCCAUCCCAGGGACCAAACUCCCCCAGAAGCUGGACCGAGCCAGAAGCGGCUGCGAGCCUCUGAUGAUGGCUCGGGCCCUGAGGCGGACAGCGGGAGCCCGACUCCUCCCCUGAGACGCCACAAGGAGGGACCGGGCUCAGAGAUUGAAUUGGUGUUCAGACCCCACCCUCAGCUGGUCGAUGCAAACGAUUACAACCAGACCAGAUAUGUGAAGACAACAGCUAAUGCCACUGUAGACCAUCUGUCAAAGUACCUCGCGCUGCGCAUCGCACUUGAGCAAAGACGGACUGAUGGACAAACAGAGAACAAAGGGAAGGAGGACGGAGUAGGAGAGAGAGGAGCAGAGGGAGAAGGUGAAACUGGAGGAGUGUCAAGGAGUGGAGAAGGUUCAAAUCUGACUAACAUCAGUGAGAAACAAUACACCAUCUACAUAAUGACAAGGGGAGGACAGUUUUCAACUCUCAACGGAUCUCUGACUCUGGAGUUGGUCAACGAGAAAUACUGGAAGGUCCGAAAGCCGCUGGAGCUCUAUUACGCUCCCACAAAGGACCAGCAGCAGCCGCAAGCAGCGCAGCAGCAGCAGAAAUCACCUCUACCACAGGAUGGAUGAGUUCAUAACCUCCAUUCUUGUUCAGCUGCCACAAGAACCUUUUUUUGUUUCAAGUCGCACAUUCAUUUUGGAUUGAUUUCAUUUGCAUACUUAUUUUAUUUAAAAUGUUUGAGAAAUUACCUGAAUUGAAGUAUUUGGUCAUAAACAAAACAUAAUGGAACCUGCAGCAGUAAAAGAAAGUGACUUUUAAACUGCUGUUUAAUAAAAUUCAGUUUGGUCAGUAGACAUUUCUCCAGCAUGGCACCAUUUUGUCAUUCCUAAUUUCAAAUUGUCUGGACUAAAUGCAUAUUCUUCCAUACAUGCUUUAUGUACCAUUCCCUGUUUAGGUUUUUAUUUAAAGAGGACUCUUUAAUUCCAGUUAUUUUAUGGUUUUUCCCAUAUUUACUUAGGUUUUCAAUAAGUUGGCGAUUUAGAUUUACCAUCUUGACAGGUAUUUGAUUAGGCAUAGAUCAUCCCAAAAAGAUGGGCUGAAAGGACAGUUUUGAAAUAGUAAAUGUUUUCCUCUCCUGCUCAACUUCACAUUUCUUUCUUGUAUCUUUAGGAAAACAGUUUUAACUCUGAUGUAAUUUAUAAAAGCUUACUCUUGACAAUGACUGCGAUCAGAACUAUCCUGAUACAACUGAAACAGCGGUCACAUGUACUCAUUUGUAAUACUGGCUAAUUCACAGCUGUAACCUUAAUGUUAUGUGGAAAAAGUUUAGCAGGAACAGCUCUCUUUGAAUAUUACAAUCUUUUUUGGAGUGGGGGUAUAUUUUAGCUCUGCUUUAAUAUAGAUUAAAUGUAGGUUUGUGUAAUUGUAUUUAGAAUGCCCAUGUCUUAUUUGCCUUGAACAUUUUAGUAUAACUGAAAAUGGGAAGGAUUUUUUUUGCAAUAUUUAACGGUUGCAACAGUCAUUUUAAUCCUUCUCAUAUGUAUCUGUAGAUUAACUUUUUCACCCCUUUGACUAGGGUUUAUUUAAUACCACAGUAUGUUUCUGCACUUGCCUAAAAGACAAGCCAUACAUUGGCCUUUUAUGAAGGCUUAACCCAAGCUGAACAAUUGCAACUCUGCUUAUGUCGUUUCUUUGCACUUUGUAUUUCCUGCAGCCAUAUUUUACCUACUUUUAGGAUGUGGAAUGGAUAAAUUAAAUGCAAUAUUACUCCUGUUAUAAAAGUCACCCCUUUUCUGAAUAAUUGAGAAUAAAGACAAUAUUUUAACCGCC
Messenger RNA from Girardinichthys multiradiatus, 2685 nucleotides. RefSeq names its product E3 ubiquitin-protein ligase RING2-A-like. Lineage: Eukaryota; Metazoa; Chordata; Actinopteri; Cyprinodontiformes; Goodeidae. The transcript is spliced from 7 exons. Gene Ontology annotation, cellular component: ubiquitin ligase complex; PcG protein complex. The record is from RefSeq and is a predicted model, not a curated record. Gene Ontology annotation, biological process: negative regulation of DNA-templated transcription. The coding region runs from base 294 to 1484 and encodes 396 amino acids. Gene Ontology annotation, molecular function: chromatin binding; ubiquitin protein ligase activity.